CUUUCCGGUGACGCAGGAGGGCGGGGCGGUGCCUGGCUGGCUUCUUUCGCCCGGUCGGGCUGUCGCCGGCGUUGUUCGUGGGAUGGGGAAGGCGCGGUGGCGGCGGCAGAAGCGGGGCUCCCCGGGCGGACUGGCUCCAUUCGGCCGGACACGUAGCCGAGGCGGCCUGCAGCAGGCAAAGGCAAUGGAAGUAAACGGCCAACUUUGCAUCCGGCGCUGGUCGACGAGGCACGUGGCCAAAUGGCUGAAGGAUGAAGGUUUUCGCGAAUACGUGGACAUCUUGUGUGAUAAACACCGGCUGGAUGGGAUUACGCUGCUGACCCUGACCGAAUAUGACUUGCGGUCUCCUCCCCUGGAGAUCAAAAUUCUCGGUGAUAUCAAGAGACUCAUGUUGUCGAUACGCAAGCUGCAGAAGCACCACAUGGAAGUUCUGGAAGAGCUGGGAUACAGCAGCGAUGCCUCCCAUGGCACUCUCUCGCCUGCCAUUUCCCCUCUCCAGGGAACAGACUGGUUUUGUAACGGUGAAGCGCAGCGGGACUGCGACAACUGCGAGCCCGUGGUCGACUUCAGCGCUGAGCAGUACCAGUACACCAAUGGGAAAAACAAACACCCUCCAUGGAGGCUAAACCCAGAGUACUGGAAGACCGCUCUGAGCUGCAUCUACGUCUUCAUUGUGUUUGGCUUCACAUCGUUUGUCAUGGUCAUCGUUCAUGAGCGUGUGCCAGACAUGCAGACGUAUCCACCGCUGCCGGACAUAUUCCUAGACAGUGUUCCCAGGAUUCCCUGGGCUUUUGCCAUGACGGAAGUGUGUGGAGUGAUUCUCUGCUACAUCUGGCUGCUUGUUCUCCUCCUUCACAGACACAGGUCUAUCCUGCUGCGGCGAAUGUGCAGCCUUAUGGGGACCGUUUUUCUGUUGCGCUGCAUUACAAUGUUUGUCACCUCCCUGUCGGUACCAGGCCAACACCUGCAGUGUUCUGGAAAGCUAUACGACAACGUGGGGGCGAAACUUCAGCGAGCCUUUGCCAUCUGGAGCGGGUUUGGCAUGACGCUAACUGGAGUCCAUACCUGCGGGGAUUACAUGUUCAGUGGUCAUACUGUUGUCCUGACGAUGCUGAACUUCUUUGUUACAGAAUAUACACCAAGAAGCUGGAACUUCUUGCACACGCUGUCCUGGGUGCUGAACCUCUUUGGCAUCUUCUUCAUCCUGGCCGCUCAUGAACAUUACUCCAUCGACGUCUUCAUCGCCUUCUACAUCACCACAAGACUCUUUUUGUACUACCACACCUUGGCGAACACGCGGGCCUAUCAGCAGAGCCGCAGGGCCAGGAUCUGGUUUCCAAUGUUUUCGUUUUUCGAAUGCAAUGUCAACGGUACCGUUCCCAACGAGUAUUGCUGGCCCUUUGCAAGGCCAACCCUUCUGAAGAGAUUAAUUGGAUAAAGAGAUGUGGGUUUCUCUGGCCCUCGUGUGAAGUUCUUGGGGACUAGCAGUGUGCUACAAGAACGGCUGGGGAAAGAAGGGGGCUCCUCUGACCCCUGCCACUGUCCUGUUGCAGCCUAAGAUGUUCCCCCCCCAGGCUAAGAGAGGCUUUUCCGUCUUUAAUAAGCCUUGAGAGUGGCUACCCAGAGUAAGGUUCUGUAUUAAAUACAUUAACAGUUAGAUUGCUACUAGCUCCACUUGUUUGUUCAUAAGCCUUCCGCUAAAGGUGCAGGAAUGGCUUUGGACCCAGAUUAACCUCAACUACUACCUAGUUAGUGUUUGUUCUUGUUUCUUUAAGAGGACUAGCUAACGCAAGUGUCAUAGUUCAGCAGUGUUCGCCGAAGGAGAGUGAAGGCGUUGUUUGGGAGGAAGCACGGCCUCUUCAGGAAAGGUGGUCUUUCCCAUUGGCUCGAUGUCUGUGCCUCAAGAGAGGGGCGUGAAAGAAGGGAGGGCAGCCCCCCAGCGCUUAGUACCACCACGGGGACAGCGAGGUGGGGCUUCAUGGAUCUGGAGAAAAUGAUCUUACAGUGUGCUGAUGCCCAGCGGUUUUCCUUGUUUACAUUUCAAUAAAUCUGUUAGAAAUAAAUAUUUUAUCUUUUGACAAUGA
Molecule: messenger RNA, 2084 nt
Organism: Heteronotia binoei (common prickly gecko)
Lineage: Eukaryota; Metazoa; Chordata; Lepidosauria; Squamata; Gekkonidae
Gene: SAMD8
Product: sterile alpha motif domain containing 8
Exons: 6
Coding region: 83-1438 (451 amino acids)
Biological process (GO): ceramide biosynthetic process
Cellular component (GO): Golgi membrane; endoplasmic reticulum membrane
Molecular function (GO): protein binding; sphingomyelin synthase activity; ceramide cholinephosphotransferase activity
Source: RefSeq, a predicted model, not a curated record